This is a messenger RNA of Patiria miniata (bat star), 2062 nucleotides long. Its product is annotated as left-right determination factor 1-like. The record is from RefSeq and is a predicted model, not a curated record. Gene Ontology annotation, molecular function: transforming growth factor beta receptor binding; cytokine activity; growth factor activity. Gene Ontology annotation, cellular component: extracellular region. The coding region runs from base 236 to 1414 and encodes 392 amino acids. Gene Ontology annotation, biological process: SMAD protein signal transduction; BMP signaling pathway. The transcript has 4 exons. Lineage: Eukaryota; Metazoa; Echinodermata; Asteroidea; Valvatida; Asterinidae.
UAUAGCGGGCGUAUCAAUGGAUCACGUCCACAUCCCGAACGUGUCAACCGUGUCCAUUCAAGCGGCUGGCUUAAACUGUCUGGACUUGCCCCACCCGAUGGCAAUCAUAAAAAGCUGAGAUAAUCAGAACUCGUCCUCAGUUUCAACCCGCCUCGUGCCAGAAUCGCCUCGUUAAAACAAUCUCUCUUCAUCGAUAUUGCCUUCAAGUCUUGGAAUUUUCUCCCGGUGUACGAUCAUGGAGUCUCGCGUAGCGGUCGUGUCCUUCUGGAUUAUACUCUUGGUUUCUGAAACUCUGCUGUGUUUCGGAGCGCCGUUCCAACCUGACCCGUUUCAAGGCAUGGACGAAGACGGAGCAGAAGGUGACCAUCUCUUCCAGAUCGAAAUGCUGGGGAAACUAGGCAUCAGUGACCCUUACACUCCUCCUAGCAUCAAGAAGGAAGACUUGGUCAUUCCGGAUCAUAUUCAAGCCAAGUACAACUCGCUCCUCAGACAUCAACGCGUUAGGAGGGAGACUAUCACCCAGAGUAUCCGAGAGAAUCCAGGUAUCCGUGGCAGCGUUAUGCUUGCUACCCAAACCCGCCACGCCUACACCUUUGACCUGACCUCAAUCCCUGCCGGAAGUGAGGUCAUGAUGGCUGAACUCCGCAUCUACAAGGAGCUACCUAACCAGUCUAUCCAUAAAGCCAACACCACCCAUCAUCAUCAGGUCCGAGGGGCUCUGGUCUCCAUCCAUCAGGUCACGCCUAACGUCCCUCAAGAAGAAGGAAGUAUCAGUGACAGCGUAGAGCAGAGUGCAACCCGAAGCCCCAACUCCACGGUCAAAGUUGAUGAAAGAUUAAUUGACGUGGAAACGUUUGGCUGGAAGAACUUUGACGUGACGGACACGGUGAUACAGUGGGUAGCAGACCCCUCAACAAACAUGGGUGUAGAGCUUCAUGUGACCCCGGAGCGAUCUGGUAGCUACGCCAGGAGGGUGGCCGGUCGGGUACGCUUCAGCCCCGAAGAAGAACCAGAAGAUGCAGAGAAAGGCGUACCAGUGCUCAUCGUCUAUACCGUCAAAUAUGCCCCAGUUGAUGACCCUGUAGACUGCGCUGCAGACGGCUCCGAUUCAGACCGUUGCUGCCGAAUCCCCAAAUACGUGGACUUCCGAAGAACCUCCUGGGCCAACCGAUGGAUCAUCGAACCGGCCGGCUUUGAAAGUUACGACUGCACCGGACCCUGCCAUCGUACCCAGCACAGACACCGGACUCUGCGGGAGGUUUUUGGACUAAGACCCGGUACCUACCAAACCUGCGGCGUGGCCAGGUUUUCCUCUUUACCGAUGAUGUAUCUGAUCGAGAGGGACGGAGUCAGCGAACUGGAAGUACAGGAAAUACCAAAUAUGAUUGUUGAAGGCUGUGAAUGUACGGCGUAACUGCUGGACAGACGAUAGUUUUUGUGUCCCAAUAAUCAUAUCUGUAUUUAUUUGAAUUUCAUUCAAAAUGAAAUUCUGCUCGUGAUUGGCCAGAACUUAAAAUUGAACAGAUUUAUAUUUUACUGUAAUAGUUUCGUAGAGACUAAAAAGAAGAUAAUCGAAGUAUUCAAACUUGCGGCUAUUCGGGCUAUGAGAAACAUCCUGUGUAUACAUGUGUUAAUUGUCUUCUUGGCUUCAAACGAGGCUUAAGAUUACAACAGUCUGAUGACUAAUGUUGUGCUGACCACACUCAUAUUGUCACAUAAGUUGACGUCAGGGGACAAAAUGGCUAUCAUAAACAAUAAAAAGACUUUUUAUACCUAUCGCAUUCGAAAAAUUCAAAGGGAAAACCCUUUAAUGUGAAGUUAAAUGUUAUCUCUGUGCUUGAUCAUUCCCUCAACCAAAAUAUUCAUUGCUCAGAAAAAUUGGGAGUAUUAGGCCUAUUCACAUUCAAGCUGCCUUUCUGUAAAUAUUCGAACUGAAGAAAUCCUUAUAUUGUUAGCUCUGAGCUACACAAUUGUAUAAAGUUAAAUAAAAAAGGUAUUAAGUAUGUACAUGUUAUAAAUUAAUGAUAGAAUUACAAUAAAUUAUCAUGCAAAUCGAAAUCUA